Messenger RNA from Salmo salar (Atlantic salmon), 951 nucleotides. RefSeq names its product cell division control protein 2 homolog 3-like. Gene Ontology annotation, molecular function: protein serine/threonine kinase activity; ATP binding. Gene Ontology annotation, biological process: protein phosphorylation. Gene Ontology annotation, cellular component: cytoplasm. NCBI's taxonomy places the organism in Eukaryota, Metazoa, Chordata, Actinopteri, Salmoniformes, Salmonidae. The record is from RefSeq and is a predicted model, not a curated record.
AUGGAGAAAUACAAGAGAGGCCCUGUUUUAGGCAGCGGUGCAUAUGGAACCGUGUACAAAGUGACUUGUCUGACAACUGGGAAGGAGUAUGCCUUGAAAUAUCACAACAGCAACAGAGGCAUAGAAGAUACAAUAGUGAGAGAAUUUUCAUGUCUCACUGCACUAAGGGGUCACCCAUAUGUGAUCGACAUGCACGAUUGUUUUGUAGAUGAUGGCAAGAUAGCCAUGCUCAUGGCCUACGCACCCUACACGUUGAGCGACGCUAUCCACAAUGGAUACGGUGUGAAGUCGUACUACGAACAAGACCGUUGGCUACAGUGUCUCCCUUUGAGUUUCGUUGCUCACUUUAGUACACAGGUGGCUAAUGCCCUGUCAUACAUGCACAGACGGAAUAUAAUACACAGGGACAUUACGCCUUACAACGUGCUGCUGACAGAAGAUCUCACAGUGAAAGUGGCUGACUUGGGCCUCUCUAGACUUUCCAUGGAAGUGAUGAGCCCAAAUGUGGUCACGGAGCCCUACAGGGCCCCUGAAUUGUUUUCCCAAAGACAUGCAUCUGCAAAGUACACAUGUGCCAUAGACAUGUGGAGUCUAGGGGUUAUGAUAGUGGAUGCAAUGCAAGGGAGGUGUGUAUUCGUUGGCAGUAACAUCAGAUGUGAGAAUAAGUCCAUCUACAAGAUCAUCACAAGGACUCUAUUUCCCAAAGAGAACCACAGUGCAUCCACAAGCACACACUGCGACCCUGACAACAUAAUGCCUAAAGUGAUGCAGUGUGAACUAGUGAAAAGGAUAGUCUUCAGAUUGCUCACUGUCCGUGACACAGAGAGAAUGUUGGCUCAUGAACUGCUUCAGGACAGAGAAUGGAUGCAUGCUGCCGAUAUGACCAAGGAAGACCAAGAUAUAGUCAGAGGCCAGAUACAGAGAAAUGAAAGUACAGAUUGUGCGAAGUGA